Molecule: messenger RNA, 1191 nt
Organism: Prorocentrum cordatum
Lineage: Eukaryota; Dinophyceae; Prorocentrales; Prorocentraceae
Source: the annotation of a GenBank genome assembly
CCAUUUUGGCUCAAGCCUGCCCUGGUGCCAGGGUGGGCAGGAACGCGCCGUGCCUCUCCUUCUCGUAGGAGAGAGCGGCUCUGUCCUGCUCCCCGUGUCGCGGCCCCUGCCAUGGCGGCGUCGGGCGGCGGCACCAAGGGGAUGGAUCUACGGUCGGACGGCGCUGGACUGGUCAUCGCGAUGGCCGUCCAAGGCGCUGCUCAGGGAGCGGCGGCGGGCGGCGCCUCGCGGCAGGCGAUCGCGGCUGCCGUGGCCGCAGCGCUGCGCACCGCCUGGGCGCUCCUGGCGGACGGCGGCUCCGAGGAGGACGCCGAGCUCGCUAUGCGCUGGCAGGCCAUGGAGCCUGCCAUGCGCCAGCAGCUGCGGGGCGUGCAGGCGUGCGGCGCAGCCCGCGCCAGGCGCAACGUCGGGGCGCACGUGGUCCUCGGCAAGGGCGUGGAGGCCCUGCGGGAAGCCCUGGUGCGGCCGCAGCGCGCCCAGCGUGGCGGACGCUGCGGGCCCCGCGUGCCGGCGCAGCCGGACCUGGCCGAGGCGGGCGGCGGCGGCUCGACCCCGCCCUCUCCGCCCAUGGUGCCGAGCGCGGCGGUGGCCACGGAGGUGGGCGGGAACCCCUUCGACGACCACGCCGACGACACCAUGCUGGAGGGGUCCGUCGGCGACGGCGCGGAGCUGGACGUGGACGUGUGCAAGGGCACCGACCAGGUCGUGGACAGCUCCGAGGCGCGCGUGGACGCGAGCGAGCAGGAGCACCAGAGCCCCUUCGAGGAGGACACGGUGCUGGGCGAGGUCCCGCCCUUCCCGCAGCUCAGCGCGGCGGUGGGCGAGGAGGCCGUCGGAGGCCCCUUGGAGAGUAUCGUCGGCGCCGAGCUGCAGGGUCAGGAGAGCGAGGAGGCGACGAACGACGACGACUUCGUUCUCCCCUCGAUCCUCGCCAAGAUGGAGGAGUCGAUGGAGGCCCAGCGGCGGUCCCAGGCCAGCCUCGUGGAGGACCUGGCCAAGUUGCGUGCCCUCCGAGCGCAGGAGCUAUCCGUGGCUCUGCGCAAUGGGGUGGCGGGCGCCGUCGACGAGGCCAAGGUGCGCCUUCGGGCCGCCGUGGAUCGGCUCCGUCUGGCCGAGGCCGCCUUCGACAACAAGAUGGCCACCUUCCAGCGGCAGUGCGAGGUCCUGCAGCGGGCGUCCCAGCGGCGGUGA